Messenger RNA from Belonocnema kinseyi, 1248 nucleotides. RefSeq lists its product as uncharacterized. The record is from RefSeq and is a predicted model, not a curated record. The transcript is spliced from 4 exons. Lineage: Eukaryota; Metazoa; Arthropoda; Insecta; Hymenoptera; Cynipidae. The coding region runs from base 590 to 1204 and encodes 204 amino acids.
AAAUGUUGUAUUUUCAAAAAAAUCAUUCUUCUUUGAAUCAAAUAAUACAGUUUUUUAAAUAGAAAAGAUUGAUUUUUAACGAAAAAUUUAAAAGUAGACUUUUUGUAUUGAGCUAUCUUAAUUUAGUUCGCAUUCAAGUGGAAAAAUGAGAAAAAGGGGAAAGCUUGUGAAGCUUUCUUGAAGAAUUUUAUGACACUAUUAUAUGGUUUCUUUUGUUAAUACAACAAUCCAGAGCAUAAAACGUAGUUAGGAAUGAUUUAAUAAAAACUGUAUUACGCACGCAUGAAUAUAAUUAAUUGAUCAUAGGAUCUAUGAUGAGUCGAGCAUUUUCUUUGUACUGCCCAAGAUAAUUUUCGUCUCAAAGGGAGCACACAAAUGAUGAUAAAUUUGAACGCGAUUGCAAAUUCAACUCCAUGACGAAGAAAUUUACUGGAGCGCGUUGACAAUAAAUCACGUGCACGCGAUACACUUUGGUAUAAAAGCAAAAAAAUUUGGAAAACGUGCUCAUGUCCGUUGUUUCUUCUCAAGUGUCUUGAUUUGUUGUUGGUGCCAUGUGUCGUGACAAAUAUACAUUUUAAAGUUUCGGAACAUGAUCAAUAUCUGCGGUAAAUAUGCAUUCUGGAUAAUCUUACUGGUGGCUUCCGGAAUAAAAAAAAUUCCAGGAAAAAUGCAACUGGAGGAGUCUUAUUCGCCAAAUGUUUCAGAAAAGAUGAAAUUAUACCCAAUAUUCGCUCCAGCUCUACCCAUCUGUAGAAAUUCAAAUUUUAUUAAGCAGCCUUAUUUUUGUCAUUUGGUGAACCGGUUCGAAAAUAUUCCACGCAUUUCAAGCGAUCUUCCGUUUUUGCCUUCCCAAGAUUAUUCGGCUAAAACACCGAUUAAUCGACAGGCAAGAAGUUAUUAUGGCUCUUAUGGGCAUGGAGGAGCUCCAGCUACUCCCACUUAUUAUCCAGCUUUUGAUCCGAUUAGCGUGCUUGCCUCGCUGGCAUUCUUAGCGUUUUUAUUGCAAUCUUUUGCCUCGCUAUUUGAUAGAUCAAGAUCUAUUAUUCCAACAAUUGUGAGCAGUAGUAGAGAUUCAUCUUCAGAAUUAGAAGAUGACAUAGAAGAACGAGUAAUGCGUGCUUUAGACGAAUAUGCCGCCUUAGAAAAUAAUUUACUAAAAGAAAAGAAGGAAGUCACGACGACAGAAACUGAAUCAAAACGAUGAAUCCCAAAAAUGUACUCAGCAAGAAUGACUGAAAAUAUUUUAUU